Messenger RNA from Plasmodium knowlesi strain H, 3738 nucleotides. Its product is annotated as U5 small nuclear ribonucleoprotein component, putative. The coding region runs from base 1 to 3738 and encodes 1245 amino acids. NCBI's taxonomy places the organism in Eukaryota, Apicomplexa, Aconoidasida, Haemosporida, Plasmodiidae. Gene Ontology annotation, molecular function: GTP binding; translation elongation factor activity; U5 snRNA binding. The transcript has a single exon. The record is from RefSeq and is a predicted model, not a curated record. Gene Ontology annotation, biological process: mRNA splicing, via spliceosome. Gene Ontology annotation, cellular component: cytosol; U2-type catalytic step 2 spliceosome; U4/U6 x U5 tri-snRNP complex.
AUGGAGUCCAAGAACAACCUGUACGACGAGUUCGGAAAUUACAUAGGAGAAGACAUUGAGAGCGAUGGGGAAUACUCUGAUGAAGAACAGGAGGAGGAUAUGAGUGAGGGGGCAGAGCAGGAGGCGGAUUCAAAUUCCGAUUCAGAUGUAGAUGGCGGUGCAGAUAGUGAUGAACUUAGCGAUGAGGAUAGUGACGGAGGGCGUGUAAAGGCAAAGGAGAGAAGAAGGAAAAAGAAAAAAAGGGAAAAGGAAACUGGUAGUGACGAUAGUGAAGAUAGCCGUGGUGAAACUGAGGAAGAAAGCGACGGGGGAGGAGGAAAGCGCCUCGGCGAUAAUAUGGACGAACUCCAGAGAGCGUAUGAAGGAGUGGAAGUGUUCGUGGAACAGGAAGAUACACAAGACAUAGAAGAAGCAACAAUCAAUAAAAUAAAUACAAACGUAGAGCGAAUCAGCUUUAUUAAGAAGUUGGACGUAGAGGCCAAUAGAAAGAACUUCGACUUGGUCGAAACGAGUCUCCCAAACAACACCUUCAGUUUUAAAUACAUGUCGGAGUUGAUGACUCAAACGCAAUUUAUAAAAAAUAUUUGUAUAGCUGGUCAUUUCCACCACGGGAAGACGACCCUCAUAGAUAGAAUAAUAGAAUAUACUAGAGAGAAAAAGGACGACAAGAGCAAAUUAAUUUAUGGCAAUGGAACAAGUGGGAGAAACCUUAACAGCGGAACUGUGAGUUUCUUUCACGUGAACACCGAAAUGGAAGGAGUAGUAGUACGAAGAAAUAACCUUGGAAAGAAUAAUUCAUCCAUGGUAACUCCUUUCAAUUCAAAAAAAAUCGAUCAUUUAAUAAACUACACAGAUACAAGACUGGAUGAACAAGCAAGAGGAUUAUCCAUUAAGGCCAUUCCUAUAUCACUUAUUCUGCAAAAUAAAAUGUAUGAAAAUAUAUCUAGUAAUAUUUUACUGAAUAAAAAAAAAAAUAAUUUAAAAUAUAAAUCCUAUCUUUUUAAUAUUAUGGAUACUCCAGGGCAUGUAAACUUCUUUGAUGAGUUUCUGUGUGCAGUGAAUAUCUGUGAAUGCUGUUGCUUAGUUGUGGAUGUCACCGAUGGGUGCAUGUACGUAACUGAGAAUGUAAUAAAGACAUGCAUUUACGAAAAUGUGAAAAUAGUAUUAAUUCUUAACUGCAUAGAUAAGUUAAUAAUGGACCUACGUUUACCCCCGAAUGAUGCAUACCACAAAAUUAACUACACCAUUGAAGAGAUUAACAAGAAGAUAGAAUCCUUUUGCGAUAUGUUAAACAAGAGUGGAAAGGAGAAGAAGAAAUUUCUCUUGUCUCCUUUGAAAAACAACGUGCUCUUCGCUUCCAGCAUUUAUGGAGUUUUUUUUACCCUCAAGUCAUUCAGUAAAAUUUAUUGUAAUUUAUACAGCGCAUAUAAUAUCGACAUUGAUGAAUUUGCGCAACACCUUUGGGGAGAUAUUUACUUUAACGAGAAGAACUUCUCCUUCGUUUCAUCUCCAGUGUAUUCAAAUCAGAGGAGAUCAUUUGUGGAAUUCAUCUUGAAUCCAAUUUAUAAAAUUUUCGGAUAUGUAUGCUCAGAAGAAAAGGAAUUCCUUAUUCCUUUUUUAAAAAAUUUUAAUAUUACCCUGAAGAAAAAUGACUACCUUUUUAACAAUAAAUAUCUUCUUAAGAAAAUUAACGGAAUGAUAUUUGAAGAUACAACUGCUUUUGUGGAUGUCAUCCUGGACAAUUGCCCGUCCCCACUGGAGAAUGCUAAACAGAAGACAAGACAAAUUUACUCUGGGUCGUUAAAAACGAAGUUAUGUUAUGACAUGAUGAGGUGUCUUAAAGGGGACCAAACAGAUAAUCUCAUGGUUUACAUAAUUAAGAAUUACCACCGACCAGAGUGCAUCAUUUUGGAUCUCUUCGGUAGGGUAAUGUGUGGUACCAUCAGGAAGGGGCAAACUGUGCGAAUCCUUGGGGAAGGGUACAGUCCAAGUGACGACGAGGAUAUGAUAACACGAGUGGUUACUCAUCUGUGGAUUUACGAGGGCAGAUACCGUGUCGAGGUCGAUGAAGUUCCUGCAGGCAAUUUCGUUCUCAUUGGUGGAGUUGACAUCUGCAUUAACAAAACGUGCACUAUAACGAAUGUGAAGAAGAAGAAAAUUGGACACGCAAAAGGAUUGAAGAAGGAGAGCCUGAGCGGAACGAAAGUAACGGAAAUUUUAUCCGCAUCAGAAUUGGGAAAAAGUUUGAAGAAGGAAGAACGAACCCUCCUUCUCGAGGGGGAGGAAGAAGAAACGGAGAUAUUCUAUCCUUUACAUACCAAGUUCAAAUAUAUAAAUUGUGCCAACUCCGUUUUUAAGGUUGCUUGUGAACCUAUUAACCCAUCGGAACUUCCGAAAAUGUUGGAAGGUCUCAGAAAAAUUGACAAAACCUAUCCUUUGUCGUGCACCAAAGUGGAGGAAUCCGGUGAACACAUCAUCUUGGGCACGGGGGAAUUAUACCUGGACUGCAUUCUGCACGACUUGAGAAAGCUUUAUGGAGACCUCGAAAUUAAGGUGUCGGAUCCUGUGGUACAGUUUAACGAAACGGUUAUCGAAACAUCUGCUCUGAACUGCUUUGCGGAGACUCCAAAUAAGAAGAACAAAAUUCAUAUGAUUGUGGAACCGUUGCAGAAGGAGCUGACGGAUGAUAUUGUACAGGGACUGGUCCACCUGAACAAGGGCGAACGAGACACCAACGUGGAGGAGUACUUGCGUACCGUCGACAGGCUGUUGCUGGAGGAAGGAGCGAAGGAGGUACAGAAGGCGAGGCCAACGGAACAAGCGGUGGAGGAAUCGGGGGAAUCGAACAAAUCGGAGGAGUCUGACGAAUCCGACGAAUUUGGAGAAGUUAGUCUAAAGGGAGGAAAGGAAGGAGAACCCUCGGCGGAACAACGCAAUCAAACACUAAAUUACAACCUAGACAAGAACGUUAUCUCUCUACUGAGGGACAAGCAUAACUGGGAUAUGCUAUCGAUAAGAUCCAUUUGGGCAUUCGGCCCGGAAAACAACAGCCCAAAUAUCCUAGUAGACGAUUCCUUGUAUAAAGAAACGAACAAAGAAAAUCUGUACUCCAUUAAGGAAAAUAUUAUUCAAGGAUUUUGUUGGGCUACGAAGGAGGGACCUCUAAUAGAAGAGUGCAUGAAAAAUGUUAAGGUAAAAAUUUUAAAAGGUGAUAUAGAUGAUGACCCAAUAAAUAGAGGAGCCGGACAAAUUAUACCAACAACGAGAAGAGCUAUAUAUUCGUCAUUUUUAUUAGCUACUCCGAGGUUAAUGGAACCGAUUUUGUUCACAGAAAUUAUUUGUUCAGGUGAUUCUGUUUCAUCCGUUUAUAACGUGUUGUCUAGAAGAAGAGGACACGUAUUGAAAGAUUUCCCUAAAGUCGGAACCCCCCUGUAUAUGGUUCACGCGUACAUACCAGCAAUAGAGUCCUUUGGGUUCGAAACUGAUUUAAGGACACACACAAGUGGCCAGGCAUUUUGCCUGAGUAUGUUUGACCAUUGGCAUAUUGUGCCAGGGGACCCUCUAGACAAGUCAGUCAUACUGAGACCCCUGGAGCCAGCGCCCAUUCAGCACCUGGCGCGAGAAUUUUUGCUGAAAACGAGGAGGAGGAAAGGGUUAACCGAGGAUGUUACGAUUAACAGGUUCUUUGACGACCCGAUGCUCCUAAAUAUAAAGGACGAAUUUGCCGAAUAUUUUUGA